AUGGCGACCAUUUCAACAGAGAUUGAGAUUGGGAUUGAGAUUGAGACAAGAGAUACUAGUUCAAGGGAGUGCUUUCUGACAUACACUGUGCCUGGGGGGCGCCAAGUGACCGGAAACGAGAAGCAAUAUUGUACUUUCCGGAUGCCACUCCACUAUCCGAGCUACAAGAAAACCGACUACGAGAACAUGUCGGAGUGGAAACUGGACUGCCUGCUGAAAGAGUAUGGACUUCCGGUUAUUGGAGAUGUCAACCAGAAGAGAAAGUUCGCCAUGGGAGCCUUCCUUUGGCCUGAUCAGUAUGAAUGA
Molecule: messenger RNA, 306 nt
Organism: Ilex paraguariensis (yerba mate)
Lineage: Eukaryota; Viridiplantae; Streptophyta; Magnoliopsida; Aquifoliales; Aquifoliaceae
Source: the annotation of a GenBank genome assembly